GGAAGUAUUGUUUCAACAACAGGCAGCCAGAACUGAUGAAGAUGUUAACACCAGUGUCAGUAAAUCAAGUCCUUUUGGAUAACGGCUACGUUAUACAAAAUACGUUAAUGGAGUAGAAACUGAAAUAAGGCUAAAUAAGUAAAUUGAAUUACUCAAUGUAACUGAGGAGAUUGAGUUGAACUCAACUAAAUUUUUGUAUAUAUAUUUAUGUAUACAGUAGUGUAGCUUGAUAAUACAUUUGCUAGAAAAAGGUCUCUUUACCGAAUCAUGUUUUUCUUUUCCCACUAUGGAUAUGACAUCCUUUUUCAUUUGUUUUAAGGUUUUAUAUGCUUAUAUAGACUUCGCGUCUUCACUUACUCAGAUUUUUGUUGUUAUUCUGGAGUUUUAGCUAAACAUUACGGUAUAACACUUAAAUGUAUCUACUUUGUCUUACAAAAUGAGACUCUGUAACCAGAAGCCAUCUUCGUGGAAGUAGUUUUCAGUCAUCAUGAGGAUUAUUGAACCUGACUUCUUAGAAGAUUGCAAUUAACAAAAGGAAGUAACGGACAAAUCGUUUUCGUGUUACACGAUGGACCAAUAUUUUCCAACACAUUCGGUUUUCAGCUCAUGAUGAAAUUCUCCGAUCAUUCGGUCAAUGACAGAAGUUAAUGGGCUUGAAAAUCGCACUGAAGUAUGGGUAAAAUAUUUAAAACAUGUUUACAAACGGAAUGGUACGAAUAGAACUGUAAACAAAUUUUUCACUUUUUAGUGAAUUCACACUUUCAACAACAAUGCAUACUAAUUAUCCUGUAUGGAAAUUCUUUAAGACUAUUGAGCGUGAACGUAAUUCGAUGCCCUACAAAACUUGAUGAUAAUGACAGGUUAUUCAUAAUGAAGUUAUUUGUGCUUCUAAGAAUCUGAUGUUCACUUAGCCCUAAUUAUAAAUUAAUUCUUUCUUUCUCCGAAAUAUCACGGCGCAUCUUUUUUAUUUCAGAUUCAAAGAAAGUCAAAAUGAUCUUUACGUUAAUGAAGGUGAUAAUUUAAUAUUUAUUUGUCCACGAAACCGCACAUUUUCUCAAAAUAUUUUCUGGACUGACGAUCCUCGUGUACUAAUGAAAUGCAAUGAAACUCUGCCUAUUAAGGUUAUCAAGCUUUUGGAUUGUUUUGGCAAUGAUUCAAUCAGGGACUUCGUGCUCAAGGUUAGUCAAUUCCCGGAAAUAGCAUCACUGCCAAGUUUUCAUUACGACACUCCAGUGCAUUUUGUGGCUCAAUCUGUUAUUUGUCACAAUAACAACUUCCGUCUCAGCGUCAGACUGUCUCCUCCUACUAUUACAGGUGUUGGUGAUAGACUCAGUAAUCAUUUUCAGCCUAAGAUAAGAUCUCGACUCUUUAAUUAUUCUAGAAAAUCAUCUUCAAACUUAAACAGUGCACUUUAUGACCAAAUACAAAAUGAACAAGAAGGUUGGAAGCAAAAUCUGUCGUCGUCAACAUAUCGAACUCCUAGAAGCAAUGGUAAAGAAAGAUGGGCUUGGACUGAGUACAGAUUUUUACUUUUACCAGCCACCUUAGCAUUUUUUACACUUGUUGGUAUGCAAAUUGUUCUAUGCGGAUUUUGGUUGUCAAGUUCAUUUACAAAUAAAUUUCAAAAUUGUUUUAAUAAAUCCAAGCACAUAAAGAGACCACAACCUGGCUCAAAUCACAAAGAGACCGAGAACGAAUUGCAAAGUCCCUUUUUUUAUACACCCGGAUAUAUUCCUGAUGGCGAAAAAUGCUUAUGCUGGAGUGCGGCAUCAUUAACAAACAGUUCUAGUGUGAUAUACACAAUGAAAAACAACUAUUCCAAUUCCACACAUUUUAAUUAUCGUAGUCAGUCAAGUAAUUAUAAUCAUCACAACCAUUAUUGUUGUAAUAACUAUCAAAGUCAAAAUUAUCAGUAUCAGCAGCGUCCACUACUCCUCAAGUAUUCAGCUAAAAACUUUGGGUUUGAUAAAUUUCCUGCCACACAAAUCAUUCCAGACACAUUGACUGUUUUAUCUAAUCAUUAG
Molecule: messenger RNA, 2024 nt
Organism: Trichobilharzia szidati
Lineage: Eukaryota; Metazoa; Platyhelminthes; Trematoda; Strigeidida; Schistosomatidae
Source: the annotation of a GenBank genome assembly